AUGAGUCGAGCGAGCAUGCCCACCCCGGAGCAUCUCGCGCAGCAGCAGGCCAACCACCUCUUCCCACUCGCGCUCGUCGGCGAGAUGCAGCGUCUCGAGCCGCGGCUCGGGCAUGCCUUCGACGCGAGGACCUACCGCCAGGGAGUUGAGCUCGCAAAUCGCCUCGACCUCGCCGUCCACAUCAACCGCCUGUGCUCGUUUUUCGGGCGCUACUGCAUCCACCCUCAAGCGCGAGACGGCAUGGACCCGUACGAGCUCACGCGCGACAAGGUGUUCGUCCUCGGCGGCCAAGCGCUCGACGACAACCCGACCGUCGUCGUCGUGCCCGCCUUCGACGAGCUCGUCCACGUCGUUCGGCGGCUCGAGAAGGACUCGUUCCUCCGCUUCUCGAUCCCGCACCCGGCUGCUCUCGACGAGCGUACCGGCCCCCUGCGCCCUCGCUGCUACAUCGCCGGGCCGGUCCCACUCCCGCACGACAGCCAGAACGCCCGGUUUGGGCAGAGCACGCCCGAGCGCCGCUCCGUCACGUGGCAGACCCGCUUUAUCAACGGCGAGUUCGGCGCGAGGAACGCGCCGUACCAGAUCGACAGCGACGCCGAAGCCCUCGAGCGUGUGCCCGAAGCUCGCACCCGCCUCCUCGGCUAUGAGCGGCCCGAAGGUCUGCGCGUCAUCUGGACGCUCGUCUCGCCGCACGACGCAGACGUGGCUGCGGACGCCGAGGGCAAGCCGUCGAACAAGUCCGCCACGUGGUCGCUCGAGCUCGAGGUGCCAGGCCAGCCGAUGGCCGUGUACCGCGUCAUCUUCAGCCAGGAGGGCCCGUGGUAG
Rhodotorula graminis WP1 is the source of this 825-nucleotide messenger RNA. RefSeq lists its product as uncharacterized. The record is from RefSeq and is a predicted model, not a curated record. NCBI's taxonomy places the organism in Eukaryota, Fungi, Basidiomycota, Microbotryomycetes, Sporidiobolales, Sporidiobolaceae. The transcript has 5 exons. The coding region runs from base 1 to 825 and encodes 274 amino acids.